CUUCUACCUCGUGUUACUCACCAUCCUACGUUCUUUCCCAGUCAGCUCUAAUCCUUCCCCGUCUUCGACGACGACGGUGCCCGUCCGAUGGUUAUGUCUUCCGGAUCUGGGGGACCUAAACCGCUCGAAAAAGGCGAUGCGCCUCUGGACAAAAGCACCACUAACGGAAACAGCGACGAAACGCACGCGCUAUCGCUACAAGAAGCAACCAGGAAUUCUACAGCGUUAUGGCAGCAGGAUCUGGCGACGCUUUUUCGAAACUCAAAGGAUCGGUUCCCCGACGUGGUAUGGGAGCUCAAGAAUGUCGAGGGUGAAGUGAUCAAGGGUAUUGAAGAAGUCUGGGGACACAAAGCCAUCGUUUACGCUCGCGCGCCGCCGUCGUUCCAGUCUCGGUACUUUUCGUUUCGUCCACAAGACCCGCACCGCGACUCUCCAGGUCUAGGCACUUCCGUCCUCUCGCUCGACUUUCGCGGAUCACCAUCUCCCUUCCACAACGGAACUUCGUCGCCCGCUCCGUCGACCACGGUCGGCGGCAUCACGCGCCUUACUACAAGCAUCAAUUCGGCGCUCUUUUCCAAUGAACUCGAAUACCUCUACACAGGCCAAGGUUUCGGAGAAGCCUUCGAGUUUCUGUUCGAUGAGCAGGGUGGUACUGCGGAGGGUGACGAAGACGGAGAGGAGAUGCGCAUUGAUAAGCUCAGGAAGGAUCUGGUGUUCAUGUGGCGGUCUAGAUUGUACUCGGAUGUGCGGAUUGCACUAGUGAGCAACGGGUCUGUCGCGACGGACCAGGGCGGAGACAGAGAUGAAGAUGAUCACGACAAGCAGAUGCCCGUGUUUUCUUCGCAUCGGUUUAUCCUGGCCUCGCGGUGCCCAUACUUCCACACUGCCCUUCUUUCGUGGCCAGGGCCCCAGAAGCCACUCACGUCUAGCGCAUCGAACCACGAGCCGUUGAUUCUGAAUCUCCCGUCGCCUCCAUUCACUCCAGCCUCUCUGCACUUUACACUUGGAUUUCUUUAUACAGGCACACUGGUCUUCUCUCAUCGCACGUACGAUCUCACCACUGCACUUGCUCUCUUGCAGUCCGCCAACUACCUUUCAAUUCCUGCUUUGUACGAAGAAGUGAGGGGGCGGAUAGUCGUCGAGAUGGCACAUGGGCUUUUCCACGCCGCGCUACCGUUUCCGGCUUACGAAGCCAUGACCGGAGGGGUCUGGGGUGGGGGCGGUUCGCGGUCUCGCAAUGCAUUGCCGAGCUCCACUGGAGGUAGCGUCGGCGGUUGCACGUGCCGUCGCUGCACGCUCAGAAUCCCACGUAUCUUGACGUUUGCUCUGCGGAACGACGUUCACGAUCCCAUCCUCGAACGCGGUUCUCGGCGCGCUUUGGUUGGGCUGUUUGGGCUAGGAUGGUGCACUGAGGAAUUUGGACGACUGGAAGGCAAGAUCCACGCUGCUGCCUUGCGGGGGCUGGCCAAACGCACUUCCGCCGAAAGCGGUAAUGUACUGCGUAUUUUAUGGGCUGCUGAGGCGGCACGCGCGAAAUUGACUGGUGUUGACAACGGCUUGGGCAAAGGCGGAAUGAAACUGGGCGGAUCGGGUCGAGGUGCCCAAAAAAGCGACGAGGAUUGGGUGGAUAUCGUUCGGCCACUUAUUGAAGCAGCAAGAACGCAAGCCGACAAAGUUAUGGCCGAUCAAACUGCAUUGGUGUUUGCCAGCGGGGAGUGGAUGGAGAUCGUCCAGAAUCAGGGUGCCCGCUUCGAUGACGCGGAGCGAGUCGAGUUGUCAAUGCGAAGUAUCGUCAGAGGUUUGAGGGAAUCGAACGCGGGAAGAGUGUAUCAGGCUCUAGUCAAUGUGCUGUUGUUACCGGCGGAGGGGAAUGAGGAGUUUCCUCGUGACCAAAAUGGAUUUCCGGCUCAACCGCUUUUGGCGCAGACAAGCCACGUCCGAGUUCAGGUCGAACAAGCCAGAAUGGAUGUGUUGGCAUGGCUGAAGCGUGGCGGCCACGGUCGUGCCGAUAGGGUUGCACGGGAAGGUGGCUUGGACGGCGUGCAAGGCUGGGCGAUCAGCGAAAUCGCCGAUGCAUUGGAUCUGCGAGCCGACGAUCUGACGGCCGCCAUACCCACAUCAAGCACAAUUUCGGUCCCUAACCAUGCCCGGCAGACCACAGCAUCGACCUCGGCUGCCCAUGCCCGCAAGUCGACUGGUUUACUGAGUGCCCGAGCGCAGGACAGGGAGGAAACCCGGAGCUUGAGCAUUCACACGCAACAGAGCAGCAUGCGGGUCAGUGUCCUCAGCAAGGGUAUCUCGACCCCAACAGCCAGAAGCGUCCGAAAGCAGGAAAGCAGAGAUGAGGAAAUUGGGGAUCGGCCGGACUCGAAGUUGACUCCCCAGAUGGGUGUGAUGGAUCUCGACCGGGAUUCUCCGUCUUCCAGUCCGUCGUCGCCCAAAGUGCCUCUUUCGCCGUCUCCUUCUCCACGACCAGCAGCUCCGACGCGGUCUUUGCCGUCCUCACCGUCAACGACAUCUCUUGCAAGCUCAACGACUGGACCUAAAUACGCUCGUUCAGGCAUCAGCGUCAAUGUUUCCCCUGCCCCGAGACCCCGAAGCUCUGCUAGUACUAGGAGCACAGCCACUGUUCGUUCGACAGCCACGACCAGGGGAUUGACCAGGGGAUUGCAUGUUCCAAGUGCAACCAUAAGACGAACGAGCACUGCCAGCACCUCCAGUGCAGCGGAGUUCAAGACUGCGCUAAGCACAGCUGCGUCCUCGACGAGAUCCCGUUCGCGGCAGAAUUCGGUCUCGUCGACGAGUGUGAGGAGUCGGAAAACGAGUGGAGCAUCAGACGCGUCUGUCUCGGCCACAAGUCCGUCGCGGACAACUCCUGGGCCAACAGCAGCAGCAAAGAAAAGAGUCGGGACACCGAGCAUUCGUAGUGUCGCUGGUGCCAGCGUUCGGAGCACGAGCACGAUGGACACUGCUACCAGUGCGGCGAGACGAAGUGCUACCGCCAAAGAGAAGAAGCCCGAGGUCAAAGUCAUCACAUUGAAGCAUCGGCCCCGGGCUGCCACUGGGGCUAGUACUAAAAGCAACAAAGGGAAAGAGAAGGAGGAAGAGAAACCAGAGAAGCCGCAACCACCGUCACCGCCGACAUCCGAGAUGGACGUGGACAUGGUCUCCAUAUCAAAUGCGUCCGGUACUUCCAACAUUUCCGGGACGACAGACAAGGACCACCGCAAGACGGACAGCACUGCUAGUGUCUCGACAUUGCGCGCCAAGCGACGUGACUCAGCCGCCACAAUCUCGACAGCGACUACCAAACGUCCGGUGACGUCACUGGGCGCGCCCGCUGUACGUGGCGCAAUGCUCGAAAUCGGGAUCCCAUGCAUUAUUUCCACGAAACGACGCCGAUUCAAAGCAUUCGCUCGGUACAUUGGUGAAGUGCAAGGCGAGUCGGGGCCGUGGGUCGGCGUCGAGGUACCUGCCAGCACGGCCGAGUCGCUCAUGUCCAGCCAGCAGUGGAACGACGGCUCAUGGGGUGGAGUGCGCUACUUUGAAAUUGGUGCAUCUGGCGAUGAUUGGGAAUACGGCGAUCGAGCCGAUGAAGGUCGAGCCCGGAGACGGAAGGAGGGAAGCACCAGCACCGUCGGCGUGAAGCGCAGUGGGGACAGCACGCUCUCAGCUGGGCGCUCCACGAAACGCAUCAGGAGCUCUAGUCCCAGUGCUUCAGAUUCUGAAAUCGGAGCAAGGGGUCUCUUCGUCCGGCCAUCGGCGGUCUUGUAUGUCGUCGAUGCUGUGGGUGCGGAUCUGUGAUAAUAGGGGAUACCAACGGUGACAUGCUUUAUACCAGUACCCAAACACUCAUUUUAUUUCUUUUAUUCUCGUUCCCUAAUACAUCCAUUCGUUAAUGUCUAUGUUCCAUUGUUGUACAUACAUCAAUUACAAUGUGUUGUAUCAGGCGAAGACCAAUCCAUGAUGCGCG
Molecule: messenger RNA, 3973 nt
Organism: Mycena citricolor
Lineage: Eukaryota; Fungi; Basidiomycota; Agaricomycetes; Agaricales; Mycenaceae
Source: the annotation of a GenBank genome assembly